Messenger RNA from Acanthoscelides obtectus, 1429 nucleotides. NCBI's taxonomy places the organism in Eukaryota, Metazoa, Arthropoda, Insecta, Coleoptera, Chrysomelidae. The record is from the annotation of a GenBank genome assembly.
CAUGGGGAAACGCAAGAGAAGCCGAUCCAGCGACAAACUAUCGCGUAGAGACUUACAAAAAACAAUUAAUGAGCUUCGCGAUAGACUAAACAGGCAGGAGCGAGAUCGUAGGUCCCAUUCACGUCGGCACAGUCGAAGCAUUUCUCCGAGGAGGCCCCGCUCUAGUUCGCGCAGUCGAUCCUUAGUACAGGACCGUACUUCGAUAAAAAGAAGGGGGGUGCCAGAUUCGGAGGAUCGUAACCACAAUUAUACGACUCGGAAACGUCGAACUUUGGACAAACCGACUUCCGAAUAUCAAUACUCUAGGAAUUCAUCGAGAGAACGUCGGGUUUCGCACAGCCCAACUUCCAAUCGAUACCAAAAUCCUAGAAAUACAUCGAGAGAGCGUCGGGUUUUGAACAGCCCGACUUCUUCACGAUUUUCAAAAGAAAAAAUAGACCGACGUAGCAUGAGCCGAGCCUCGUACGACUCGGCGAGUGUCACCAGUGGUAAAAGCCCGGCAUCGAACUGUCCGGCUAUAAACCAAGACCAUCCGGAACUGGAUGACCUAGAUACACUCGUACUCCAAGACGACAUAAAUUUACAAGCUGAAAACACUGAGAAUGAGGCGGAGCAACUUCCAGAGUGCAUUAAAGAGGUAUUAGGCAUUGACACUGACACAGAAACAAAACAGUCCUAUCAUCUCAAUGAUGCCAUAAGACAAGUUUGGUCACAAACAAUAGCCCAAGGCAUAGGAAAGGAAAAUAUGGAUCAAAUUUUGGAUCGCCAUAGGCCUCCCAAUAAUUUUCCUACUCUUGAUCCUCCAAAAGUCAACCCGGAAGUUGCUCACAUUCUUUCUCAAGCAUAUGUUAAGAGGGACCAAUGCCAUGCAAGAUAUCAGCUAUUGGUGGGAAAAAGUACAAGUGCGCUUGGCAAAUGCAUGAAUUAUGUCAUCAAUGAAAUCAAGAAUAAUGUUGAUUCUGAUCUAAAAAUGCACUUGCUACCACAUCUAGCAGAUGUGGGCACAUUCAUGACCCAGCUAUUCCAUGAGAUCUCGACGACCCGUAGGGAAUAUAUUUCACAACUUCUCUCCAAAUCGGUGAAAGAUACCAUCAAAGAGACUAUUCCGGGGGAAUAUCUAUACGGCACCGAUUUGGCAGAAAAGAUUAAAAUGGCAAAAAUUGCAGAAAAAGCUGGGAACGACUUAAGACAAGACGGUUAUAGCAACAAGGCAGGGCCACCCGGCAUCAGAAGAGGGGGGGGGCACACCUCUCAGCGCCAGCAUGGUACCUCCAAAACUGCAUACAAUGCUCGUACUCCAUAUAAAGCGACUAGCUACCGCCCGUCUUUAAACAGGCAACGCCCGCCUCGCCUGUCAGGGAGGGACUCGGGGCCGAGGAAAGGGCAAACCUCCAAGCAAAGUCGCCCCCCAGGGAGCAGAUACCAAUAA